Molecule: messenger RNA, 1929 nt
Organism: Panicum virgatum (switchgrass)
Lineage: Eukaryota; Viridiplantae; Streptophyta; Magnoliopsida; Poales; Poaceae
Product: protein JASON-like
Exons: 8
Coding region: 165-1445 (426 amino acids)
Biological process (GO): male meiosis II
Source: RefSeq, a predicted model, not a curated record
UUCUGCCUCCGCCACCAGCGGCCUCCCUCGCCUACUCUUUCCAUUUCCGCUCCUCCGCGCCCCGACCUCGAUCCCAAUUCCCGAAACCCUAGCUAGCCCAAACUCUCAGCGGCGGCGGCGCGGUGUAUUGGGUUUCCUCCUCAGCUCCGGUUUCCGGCGGCGCCAUGGGCUGCUUCCUCUCCUGCUUCCGCGGCGGCUCCGAGCCGGCCGUCGAUCUCCGCGAUCCGCUCGUACGGGAGAGCCGGCUCGGGGACGCGUUCCUGAACGAAGAGAAAAGUAUGGGGAGUGGAAGGCGGGAUGUGGAGGCGGUUAAUGGCGGAGGAGUCGAUGAGGAGCUCCUGAGAGAGGCAAAUUAUCUUAAAUCUUGUGGCACAAUAUCAAAAACUCCACCAGAAAUUCUCGAAGUUCCAAGCUCCACCAGUUCAGAAGAACCUAGUGAGACCAAUGACACAUCCACCAACGUGCAAGUGAUGAGAGAGACAAACCUACUCGAAGGGGACUUAUCAGAAGUGUCCAAAAGUGUUGAGCAGCCUGAUACACAGAAUGAUGAGCAGAACAUUGAUGAGGGAAUUCUCAGGGUGGAAUCAGAAUCUCGAUCAUCCUCACAGGACAAUCCUUCAUUUGAGAACAUCAUUGACCAGAAGAUUGAUUCUAGUGAUUCACCUUAUCCAACCCCGUUGGUCCUCAGAGGUGACAUCCAGACUCCUGCAACAGUAUAUACUACAUGUAUGAGCACUUCAAAGCCUGGAAAGCGUGCAAGGGCCAGCAGACAGUUCAUUUACCCUGUUCUGAGACCAAUUGAGAACAAGCUACAGUGGAUGGAACUAAAAGCUGAGUCACCUGUGGUAGCAUCCAAUCCUCCGAAGAGAAGAAAUUUGAGCGCGGAUUUCAGCGAGAAGCCUCAGCAGGCAUUUGCAAGUUCAACUGCCACACAGACAGAAUCACCAAAAUCUGAAUCCUUGCCAUUUCACGACAACUGUGAAGAGCUGGAUGAAGUCAUAUCUCCAGAGGAAACCAAGGGUCAGGAUGUCAACCAACAGCUGUUUGAAGGUGGAGAGCCACCAAACCAAAAUUCAGAACAUGGAAAGCAUGGUGUUUCAAGCCUCUCUUAUUGGCUGAAACCGUCAUCUGCAGAUGAUGAGAGCCACAGCCACACCAACACUGAAGUCAACUUUGGGAAGGAGCCAUGCUAUGCAAAGAGCAUUUUCGAUGCGCCUAUCUUUCCAGCUUCUGGUUUCAACUGGGACAAUGACAAUCCUACCCCUGUGCUGCCCAAGGCGUGGGAUGGUAAUGGAAUCCCAAACACCACAACCAAGUAUAAGGAGGACCAGAAAGUCAGUUGGCAUGCCACGCCGUUUGAGGAAAGGCUACUGAGGGUUUUGUCGGAUGAGGAACCACUCCAUGAAAGGAUAUAUUCGUCGUUUCAGUUUUCACACUCGGCGUGAUGGUCCCUUCUCGCAGGAAAAUCAGCGAGAUGCUUAUCCACCUUGAGGAGAAGGCCGAGUAGAUAGAGCCUUUGCAUGAAGUUGGAGACGCGCGACCUCGGGCAUCAUGAACUAUUGAACUUGUCUAAAAAUGAAGGUCCAGGUCUUGCCGAGCCCAAUAUGAAAUUUCGGAGGCCGUGCCGUGUAUGGCUGUAUGCACACGGCAUCUGUAAGUAUAGAGUCGAGUGUCCGAGCGAAGCACACUCUUCCCAAACCUUCAGCCCUCGGCUGGCUUUCAUUUGUCAACUGCCUGUUGUUUCGCCCGUCGCUGGACAAUCUUGCGUUGUAGGGGCGCUAAAGUGGUGUGUCCGUGUGUGUGACCGCAUCAACUGUUGAUUGGUGCGUGGUGUCAGUAUAGCUAUAUAUACAAGUCGGUUUUCCUUUGAAAAUAAAAAAAAUAUGGCCAUGACAUAUUAAAAAAAUCUGAGUAGUGGUGGUUUUCGUU